This is a messenger RNA of Micromonas commoda, 534 nucleotides long. RefSeq lists its product with no specific name. Lineage: Eukaryota; Viridiplantae; Chlorophyta; Mamiellophyceae; Mamiellales; Mamiellaceae. Gene Ontology annotation, molecular function: metal ion binding. The coding region runs from base 1 to 534 and encodes 177 amino acids. The record is from RefSeq and is a predicted model, not a curated record. The transcript has a single exon.
AUGACGGAGCCGAAGGGCGCGCUAGGGACGGCACCGGACGUCGCUCCGAUCGGGACCGGGUCCGCGGCGCUCAAGCAGGCACCCGCGGUCGCCCAAGCUCCAGCCGCGGUGAUGCACCCCGGGGGAUUCGCGCCGCAAGGGGCGUACCCCGGAGUACCCGGCGGGUACCCCGAGAUCGACCUGGAGCAGGUCCCGGACGACGGAUCGUUCAACCCGCUCCUGGACCCCAACUACACCGCGCUGCAGCUCGCGCUCGCGCAGGCGGUGGAGCGCGAUCCGGAAGGGGCGACCGCGUUUUACCUGGAGCUGUGCGACAAGGGUCCUCGCGCCAUGGUCCGCAGAGUCGUCGACGGGAUCGUGCCGGGGGCGCCUCGGGUGCCGCCGGUGGUGGGGAUGCCGGCCGGGGGGGGCGUGGGGGGGAGCGCGAGCACGGGGUUGCCCAGGCGGCCGGGGUCGACGGUGUGCAUCGAGUACUCGAGGUUGGGCGGGUGCGCGCUCGGCGCGGCGUGUCCAUACGACCACCCGACGGGAUGA